Molecule: messenger RNA, 580 nt
Organism: Sphaeramia orbicularis (orbiculate cardinalfish)
Lineage: Eukaryota; Metazoa; Chordata; Actinopteri; Kurtiformes; Apogonidae
Product: gamma-crystallin M3-like
Exons: 3
Coding region: 18-542 (174 amino acids)
Biological process (GO): lens development in camera-type eye; visual perception
Molecular function (GO): structural constituent of eye lens
Source: RefSeq, a predicted model, not a curated record
ACAGAUCAUCAUCAAACAUGGGCAAGAUCAUCUUCUACGAGGACAGGAACUUCAAGGGUCGCUCCUAUGAGUGUGUGACCGACUGUUCUGACAUGACCUCCUUCCUGAGCAAAUGUCAGUCCUGUAGGGUGGAGGGCGGCUGCUUCGUGGUCUACGACCGCCCUAACUACACGGGAAACCAGUACUUCCUGAGGAUGGGAGAGUACUCUGAUUACAUGUUAUUUGGCUUGACUGACUCCAUCCGAUCCUGCCGUUUGAUUCCUCAGCACAAGGGCUGUUUCAGGUUGAAGAUCUAUGAGACGGAGAGCUUCCAAGGUCAAAAUCAUGAGCUGGUUGAAGACUGCGACAACAUCAUGGAUCGCUACCACAUGUGCGACUGCCAGUCCUUUCAGGUGAUGGACGGACACUGGCUGAUGUACGAGCAGCCCAACUACAGAGGCAGGAUGGUGUACCUGAGCCCCGGAAAGUACAGGAGCAUGAGAGAUGUCGGGUACAGCGGCAUGAGGAUCAGCUCCAUCAGGCGCAUAACAGAACUGUGCUGAAGCAGAACGAAACCACAAUGUGUCAGAUAAAAUAAAUA